This is a messenger RNA of Vicia villosa (hairy vetch), 2484 nucleotides long. Its product is annotated as zinc finger BED domain-containing protein RICESLEEPER 2-like. The coding region runs from base 1 to 2484 and encodes 827 amino acids. The record is from RefSeq and is a predicted model, not a curated record. The transcript has 6 exons. Gene Ontology annotation, molecular function: protein dimerization activity; DNA binding. Lineage: Eukaryota; Viridiplantae; Streptophyta; Magnoliopsida; Fabales; Fabaceae.
AUGCAAGAAGUUGGAGAUAUGCAAAGGGUUGGAGGAGCAACAGGAGCUGGAAAUGUGCAAAGUAACGUUUUGUGUGUAUUUGAGUAUGUAUUGUCAUAUGCUCUAACCUUAGCUAUAAGUGUUGUUGAAUACCCAUCCAUAAUCAUAUAUACCUCUUAUAUUGGAACUCAUGAAACAAUGUUUAUAACCUUAUCGUUGGGUGCUGUUUGGCAGUAUAAGUUCCAGGUUGGUUUUUUUAGCAGUGCGUUUCAGUUUGAACUUAUUAUGUAUUUUGUUUCAGUUAUGGAACAAGAACCUCCAGCAGCAACCACAGCAGCAGCAACAACACCCAUUGAGGUCUGCACAAAUCAGCCUCCUAUUGGCCGGAAGAGAAGAAGAGCUAAUGCAAAUGCUAUUAGAAAGAGGUCUGAGGUAUGGGACCAUUUUAACCUUAUUCCUGAUAGUGAUCCCGCUACUGCGGCAUGUAAGUACUGCCAUCAAAAGUAUAUGUGUGACUCUAAGAAACACGGAACGUCAAAUUUAAAGAGUCACAUGAAAACAUGUCCUAAAUAUCCGUUGAACCUUUCAACCGACCCUACCCAAACCGUAUUGACAUAUUCAACAAUUCCGGGAGUUGGGUUGGUUCCAACAUCUUCUAGGUUUGAUCCUGUAGGUUGUAGAAAGGGGUUGGCUUACUUUAUUAUUUUAGAUGAGAAGCCCUUUAGAACAGUUGAAGGAGAGGGAGUCAAGUACUUUUGUUACCAAAUGCAACCCCAAUUUACAAUACCAUCAAGAAGAACCAUAGCUAGGGAUUGUUUUCAGAUAUAUCUUGAUGAGAAAGUGAGGUUGAGAGCAUUAUUUAGUUCUGAUUGUAGUAGGGUGGCAAUUACAACAGAUUGUUGGACUUCCGUUCAAAAUCUAAACUACCUGACCCUCACUGCUCAUUUUAUAGAUAGGGAUUGGCAAUACCAAAAAAGGAUAAUCAGCUUUGCGAUUAUCCCAAAUCACCGAGGUAAAACAGUUGGUAAGAAGGUUGAGGAUGUGCUGAAGGAGUGGGGGCUGAGAAACGUUUCAACUAUCACGGUAGAUAACGCAGCAUCAAAUGAUGUUGCUGUUAAGUAUUUAGAGCAGAAGAUAAGAAACAUGAAUGGACUUUUUAUGGAUGGAUUUGGGUUUCACAUGAGGUGCUGCGCACAUAUACUGAAUUUGGUCGUGAGAGAUGGAUUAAAAGUAGCCAGCACCUCAAUUUCAAGUGUUCGAAAUGCGAUAAGGUAUGUGAGAUCUUCACCCCAUAGAGCAUUAAAGUUCAAUGAAUGUGUGGGUUAUGCCAAUAUUACAUGCAAGAAGUCGGUAUGUCUUGAUGUUUCAACUCGUUGGAACUCGACGUAUUUGAUGUUAGAUGCAGCUGAGAAGUAUGAAACAGCUUUUGAUAAGCUAGAAGAUGAGGUUGAGGAUUAUAGGGAUUUCUUUGAAGGUGAUUCCCCCCCUAGUAGUGAAGAUUGGGAGAAUGUUAGGGUAUUUAUUAAGUUUUUGAAGAAUUAUUAUGAAGCGACAACUGUUUUUUCUGUUUCAACAAAAGCAAGUUUGCAUACAGCCUUCCCUUUCUUGGCUGGAAUUUACGUUGAGCUUAAGUCAUUAAACUUGGACCUAAAUGGACUGUUUGCUAGUGUUGCUAAGGAAAUGUUGGAUAAAUUUAAGAAAUAUUGGAUUGAUAUCACUAAGAUGAACCAACUCCUCUAUUUGGGUGUUAUUUUUGAUCCCCGGUAUAAGUUACGAUUUGUGGACUGGUGCUUUAGUGAUAUGUAUGGACCACUUUCAGAAACUAAGAAAUCUUUGUUAGAAGAGAUCAAUAACAAUCUUUCAAAAAUCUUCAUGGUUUACAAACAAGCCUAUGACAAUGUCGAAGGACCUGUCCCAGCUAUGGCAGCCACCGUUUCUAAUGGUGAAACUGCUGCCAACGUCGAAGUACCGGCACAUGUAGCUAGACAGAAUGCUUUUCAGCAACAUUUGAAGUCUAUGGAUUCGGUUGAAGAAGUAACUGAGCUUCAGAGCUAUUUAAAAGAAAAAUGCAUAAGGUUUAAUGAAAAGGAUAAAGAUAAGUUUGACAUUCUAAGUUGGUGGAAACAUAAUGUUAGAGAAUACCCAGUUCUGUCCCAAAUUGUUAGAGAUAUAAUGGCUACACCAGUUUCAACGGUGGCUUCUGAGAGUGCUUUUAGCACCGGUGGGAGGGUUUUAGAGGUAUAUAGAAGCUCUCUCAAACCUGAAAUGGCCGAGGCUCUUAUUUGUGCACAAAAUUGGUUGAGGCCUUCAUUAGAUCAGUUCAAAGACUUGGAAUUUACUGAAGAUUAUGAGAUUUCUGAAGAUGCUUUAAAAGGAUUUGCUGAACUUUCACUCGGAAGUGGAGCAUCGUCUUCAUCUCAGACACAGCCUUCUGGCUCUACUUUUUUUGGAGUCAUGGAUGACUCGUUUUUUGAAGCCGACAUUAACACAACCAACACUUUUUGA